Molecule: messenger RNA, 1592 nt
Organism: Lentinula edodes (shiitake mushroom)
Lineage: Eukaryota; Fungi; Basidiomycota; Agaricomycetes; Agaricales; Omphalotaceae
Product: kinase-like domain-containing protein
Exons: 7
Coding region: 326-1441 (371 amino acids)
Biological process (GO): protein phosphorylation
Molecular function (GO): ATP binding; protein kinase activity
Source: RefSeq, a predicted model, not a curated record
AGAUUGGAAGACGACUUGAUGCAACUCAUAGACUUCAUGGCCUCCCUAGAUACAAUAUCUUGCCUCGUUGAGAGCCGACAGUUUCGAAUCAGAUUAUUGCAAUUCUUCUCGAUAUUUCCAGUAUCUGAUCAUGGCCUGUUGCGCGAGGCUCUCAAGAAGGACGAAAUCGAGAUUGCUAAGCUUUUCCGUGCCGUGGUGUUUUCAGAUGAGUAUAAACAGACUGUGGCGGAUUUACAAGGCGAAGAUGCUCAAGAUUGCGUUGAUCUGAUGCAAGAGGUAGAAUAUAUCCUUGAUCCAGGCAGAGUCACCAACCCCAUUUCAUCAGAUGCUAGACAGACGCUCUCUGAAAAUGGACGACCAUAAUACUUUCUAUCAUGAUGUUCAACGCUUAAUGAUCAAACUUUCUGAACGAUCCGAUACUAUCCCCACCUCCCUUUUCAUUAAAGGUGUAUGUCGCCAAAGCUCGCAUGCAUGUGGAGGUGGAACAUUUGCUGAUAUAUAUCGCGCCACUUAUAUGGACCAGGACGUUGCAUUGAAACGCAUUAGAGUUUUUCAGGGCGAUAUUACGGGGAAGCGUAAAGCUCAGCGACAUUUUUGUCGAGAAGCCUUAUUAUGGCAGAAGCUUCGACAUCCAUUUGUCCUACCUUUCUGCGGAAUUGACUCAGAGAGUUUCCCAUCAUAUCUUUGCAUGGUGUCGCCGUGGAUGCGACAUGGAACUAUUUUAAAUCAUCUUCACGAAUAUGGACAUGUUAAUGUCGAGCAGAAACUUUUCGAGGUGGCUCAAGGCCUGGCAUAUUUACACUCACAGCGUAUUGUUCAUGGGGAUCUUCGUGGGUCCAAUAUCCUCGUCAACGAUGAUUGGCACGCGUGUCUUGCAGAUUUCGGUCUUGCCGUUUUUGAGGAUGCAACGGCAGCGACCCCUUCUCAACAGGCUGGAUCCGUGAGAUGGAUGGCUCCGGAGCUUCAUCAUCCGCAAGCCUUUGGGUUGGACCAUUUUCGACGAACUUUUGCCAGCGAUGUGUAUUCAUUUGCUUGCGUUUGCAUCGAGCUUUUCACAGGGAAACCACCCUUUGCUCACAUUCCUCAUGACCCCGCUGUUAUGCUACGCGUCAUGGCCGAAGAACGGCCUGAACGAUCGACGGAUCCCUUCGGUAGAAUUAUGCCGGAUCGUCUUUGGGACAUAACCCAGGUGUGCUGGAGCCACAACCCGCUGGAUAGAUCAAGUAUGACCCAGGUGGUCGAGUUGAUGAUGAAUGCCAAUACUGAUUUUCAGAUGGAAAUUAUUCCGGAUUCUCCGAUGGAGGCUCUUAACUGGGAUGUAUCUUUACACAAUCCUAGCGGCUCGACCUUGGUGAGGAGACGUAAACUGGGUAGUCGAAGUGCAGCUGUCCGUCGACCUUUUGGAGUUCACAUAGGCCACAAAACAAGUCGGUCAAGUUAAAUCAAUUCCGUAGUGGUAUCACGAUUCUGUACAUACAAUGUAAGAUGAUUUGAUUCUCUCUGGGAUGGGAAGGUUAAAUCAAACCAUCCCCAAUGUUCCCCUUCCCCAGGGUUCGAAAUUCAGAUUAAUAAUACAGAAGGUACACUGCCAC